UGCUCUUCUCCACCACCACUCACUCCCACUGCUAAAUUUAUUAACUAACAUUUUUCCUUCAAGAAGAAGAAGAAGAAAUGGACUGUGUUUUUGAACACUUGAUAUUUUCUAAUGAAUGCAUGAUUAAGCAGGAAUAUGGCUGUCGUCAUUACAAGAGGAAGUGUAAGAUCGUAGCGCCCUGUUGCAACGAGACAUUUGAUUGUAGGCACUGCCACAAUGAUGCAAAGCAGAACUCUAUAGAAAUUGAUCCACUCGAUCGCCAUGAUAUCCCGCGCCAUGAAAUUACAAGGGUCAUUUGCUCAGUGUGUGACACAGAACAAGAUGUCCAGCAGAAUUGCAUUAGCUGUGGUGUUUGUAUGGGGAAGUACUAUUGCUCGAUAUGCAAGUUCUUCGAUGAUGAUAUUUUAAAGAAUCAAUAUCACUGCGAGAAAUGUGGAAUAUGCAGAACCGGUGGCAAAGACAACUUUUUCCACUGUGAUAAAUGUGAAUGCUGCUAUUCAAAUGUGUUGAAGGAUUCACAUAUAUGCAUAGAGAGAGCAAUGCAUCACAAUUGUCCAAUUUGCUUUGAGUAUCUUUUUGACACGCCUAGAGACACUACCGUGUUGCCAUGCGGUCAUACCAUACAUCUCGACUGCGUUAAGGAGAUGGAGCGCCAUUUCCAGUAUUCUUGCCCGGUAUGCUCAAAGUCGUAUUGUGACAUGACCUGCGUCUGGGAGAAGCUGGAUCAGGAGGUUGCUUCAACGCCUAUGCCUCAAAUGUAUCAGAACAAAAUGGUUUGGAUUCUCUGCAACGACUGUGGGGAAACAUCCGAGGUGAACUACCAUAUACUCGCGCACAAAUGCACCAACUGCAACUCGUACAACACGAGGCAGACGAGAGGACGUUCCCAUACAUCAUGCGCCUCACAACUUGUUUAGAUGGAAAAACCAAAAAUAAAAUAGAGGAAGAAGUAUUCUUGGAGUAGGAAUAAGGCUGUAGGCUGAAGCCAAAAGAUAGUGUUGUUCAUUUAUUCUUACUUCACUACUUAGGAAAUAUUCUGUAAAUCCAUCUUCAGCUUAGCCUCUCCUCUGUUCAUAUUAAUCUACUCAUCACCGUUUAAUCUUUA
Molecule: messenger RNA, 1105 nt
Organism: Salvia hispanica
Lineage: Eukaryota; Viridiplantae; Streptophyta; Magnoliopsida; Lamiales; Lamiaceae
Product: E3 ubiquitin-protein ligase RZFP34-like
Biological process (GO): protein ubiquitination; ubiquitin-dependent protein catabolic process
Cellular component (GO): nucleus
Molecular function (GO): zinc ion binding; ubiquitin protein ligase activity
Source: RefSeq, a predicted model, not a curated record